Messenger RNA from Tuber melanosporum (Perigord truffle), 657 nucleotides. RefSeq lists its product as uncharacterized. Lineage: Eukaryota; Fungi; Ascomycota; Pezizomycetes; Pezizales; Tuberaceae. The transcript has 3 exons. The coding region runs from base 75 to 449 and encodes 124 amino acids. The record is from RefSeq and is a predicted model, not a curated record.
CAGCAUAGUAGUGAACGCUACUCUAUCAUAUAUAUAUAUAUACUCUUGCUGUACCAACACUAGCACGCACAACCAUGUCCACAGAACCUGUCUCCCACGGCCGCGGCGGCCAGGGCAACAUAGUCCCCGACGAUACAGCCUACGUCGACGGCGAAAUUCGCCGCGAAGGCGACCCCACCGCUUCCGGCGGCGCAUACAGCUCGGGUCGCGGUGGCGCCGCCAAUAUCGGCAGCCCGAGACAGCUCCCGGUGAGAACCAGUACGGAUGCGGACGUAGUACCCAAUGUGGCAAAGGUGGAGGCGCAUGAGGGUGAGGGGUUCCACAGUGGGCGGGGAGGGGAGGGGAAUGUGCAGUUGCCGGAGGGGGUGGGAAAGAAGGGGGGAGCGGGAGGGGGGAAUAUUAGCUUGGUAGAGAGGUUCAAGAGGAAGCUUUUCGGUUUCAUGAAGUAGCGGGGGGUGUUGGGAGAGUGGAUGGUGUGGGGAAGAGGGGGUUUAAUGGGUAAUGAUGGGUUAUUUUGAAUAGUUUUCUUUCCUUCUUUUUGCCUGUUUCAUCUUGUCGAAUUGCAGUGUAGUGGAUCGCCUGCUGUUUUCUUCUUCUUCUUCUUCUUCUGGUUCUCCCUGUUCUCUUCUAAGCUAUGCUAUUUAGUAGUUUGAUACG